This is a messenger RNA of Labeo rohita (rohu), 2811 nucleotides long. RefSeq names its product FKBP prolyl isomerase family member 15a (gene fkbp15a). Gene Ontology annotation, molecular function: peptidyl-prolyl cis-trans isomerase activity. Gene Ontology annotation, cellular component: growth cone. The record is from RefSeq and is a predicted model, not a curated record. Lineage: Eukaryota; Metazoa; Chordata; Actinopteri; Cypriniformes; Cyprinidae.
CCCAACAUAAAUAUCAAGGCGGAAUGAAAAAAGGAGGAAGAUUUUUUUAUAUAUACCUUUUUUGAGGCUUCUUAGCCUGUUCCUCAUUGACAGAAAGCUGGCGGCCAUGUCAGCUGUAUGGGACACUGACUAUCUGUGGAGGGGGGUCCAAGGGGCAAAGUUGGCUUCUCUCUUUGGUCUGGACCGAGCAGAGAGUCAGGGAAACGAGUCCUUCCAAUUCACUGCCCCUAAACAGCCCAAAAAGUCCUGCGCCAUAUUAGGCCCACCUUCUCAAAAGCCCGUCACUCCACCAUGUGCUCCAGCUGUGCUGUUUGCUACAGCUGUUCAUGCAUUCAGCUUUGUGAAUGGACAAUAUGUGAAGCAAGGCAAGAUAGGAGCUGCUGUUUUAGGAAACCAUGUCACCAAAGAGUACAAGAUUCUGUUGUACGGCAGUAAACAAAAGCAGAUUACUACGGCUCGAAUCCAUCGUGGAUUUGUUCUCACAGUUCAGCCAUGUAACUAUGUCACUUUCUAUGAUGACCAGCAACAGAACUGGUCUGUAAUGUUUGACUCCGAAAAGUCCAGGCCUGAGUUCUGUAAGGAGGUGUGCGUGGCUUGGUGGAACAGUGAGGCUUUGUCAGACUCUCUGGUCACUCAGGACCUGGUUCAAGGAGAAGGUCAAGCUGUUAAUAUUGGGGACACAGUGGAGGUGGCCUAUUCCGGAUGGCUAUUACAGAACCAUGCUCUAGGACAGGUAUUUGAUUCCAAUCUGGGCAAAGAAAAGCUGCAGCGAGUAAAGCUUGGAGCAGGCAAAGCUCUGAGGGGAUGGGAGGACGGGAUGCUUGGUAUGCAGAAAGGAGGUCGACGGCUUCUUAUCGUCCCUCCUAGUAUGGGUUAUGGGUCAAAGGGCAUCGCUAACCAUGUGCCUGCAAACAGCACUCUGGUCUUUGAUGUUGAGAUUCAUAGAGUUAAAUUCUCCAAAAACCGACUUAGUCGGGGAUCAGUUGACACCUUCAGUACAUCUCCAAGCACCUGUUCAGACUCUCAGAGUGAGGAGAACACCAGCCAGUUGGUCACUGACACAGAUGAGACAAAAGACCAAUCUCCUAAGGGGAAGGUGGAAUCUGAAUGCCUGACAACUUCAGGUGCUUCCAAAGCCAAGUUGAUUUCACGUAUAGCCAAGAUAGGUAAACCCAUGCUUUCCUUUCUCACUGGGGCCAUUCCAGAUCAGCCCGACCCCAGCGACUCAGAAACGGAGAAUACCAGUGGACCGAUUUAUGAUCCCUCUCCUUCAUAUUCCCCCUUCCCAGAACCUGCACAAAUGGCCUCCAUUUCUCCAUCUCAUAUGUUGUUAUAUCAGCCUGAUGAUGCUCAGAAACAGGAAGCAGUGCCACCAGAACCAGACAUAAACACUACUCAAGGCUUUCAGCCAUAUUUUUUAGGACAAAAUCCUUAUUUUCCAACACAGCUAGACUCAUUUACCUCAAUCUACCCAUCCCAGCAAAUUCCAUACCAAGCACCUGAUAUCGCAUCACUCUUGAUGUCUGACGCUCGUCAACACAAUGCAGAAAUUCUGCUGGCUAUUGAAAAGUUAGCACGCAGAAUGGACCAACUUACCUGCAAGGUGGAUGAGUUGCAAAAAGAGGGUCACUACUCUUUCAGACUCUCCUCUGUGUCCUUAGAGACAAACAUGAUGCUACACAACAUUCAGAGAAUUAUUCAGGAAAGUAUGUGUCUGAAAAAGGAGGUUCUGGAGGAACAGAACUGCAAAAUAGGGGAGCUGAGUGAACAGAAUAAGAGGUAUAUGGAGCAGCAACACAACCAGACUUGCCAACUUCAGUCUAAACAGGAAAAGGUACAUUUAUCUGGGGAAUUGGGUUCUUCCACGACACAAGCUAAUCAGCAGCAGCAGGAAGUGCUGAAUCUCCAGCAGAGGGCGACAGACAUUGAAGCUGAACUCAGGGCAGCCCUGGAGGACAAACACAUUCACUGUGCUCAGAUCAGCCUUCUGGAGGAACAGGUGGAAGAGCUUGUGAAGCAAGGAGAACAGUCUGAGCACUGGUGGAGGACUGAGAAGCAGAAGUGCAAAGAGACGGAGGCCAUUAUACAAAACAUGGAGGAGAUGCAAAACCUGAGGGCUGAAAAGAAGAAUCUGGAUCAGGUGACCCGAGUGAUGAAUGGAGUGUUUCAGUCUCUCAGGACAGAGUUUAAUUCGCAAGAGUCUUACAGUGGACACACAGUGCUUGAGAUUCUCCAAAACACCAUCAAGAGUAUCACCAUGAAACUCCUCUCAGAACCUUGGGAGCUUGAAUCAGACGUACGUGAUGAGGAUAAAGUAGAGGAAGAGUACUUGUCUACUGAAGAGUGUUUGCAAAUGGAAAACAUGCAAAAGGAAAACAAUGAAAUGGUGGGAAAGAGCCAGCAUUAAAAACGAAGUAAUUAUGUUAACAGAACAACCAGAACAAAUGAUACUGUGGUAUUUACACUCCAUUCAACCAAUAAGCAUUGGUUCAGUUAAGGAGGCUAAAUUAUGUUCAAUUAAUGAGCAGCUGAUCCUUUCCACGCAUACAGCAAAUUCCGAGAGAAAUAAAACAAGGAAGUUAUUUAAACGUAAAACUGAAAAAACGCAAUUCACAAGCGCGUAUUGAACCGUGGAUGUCAUACCGAACGGUUCGAUAUUAUAUUGAGAAUUGUGACAUCCCUAGUCCUGGAUAUGACACAACUGGAUGUGACUAACAAGGUUAUAAGUCAAGAGAAGUUAACUAGAUCCAUAUAAAUGUAAUAUUUUCUUAGAGAACAUUAUCUAAUUCAGUAUUUACAGUUAAGGCCAAA